This is a messenger RNA of Rhopalosiphum padi (bird cherry-oat aphid), 1101 nucleotides long. Its product is annotated as cAMP-dependent protein kinase catalytic subunit beta-like. The transcript is spliced from 4 exons. Gene Ontology annotation, cellular component: nucleus; cAMP-dependent protein kinase complex. Bases 1 to 1101 code for a protein of 366 amino acids. The record is from RefSeq and is a predicted model, not a curated record. Gene Ontology annotation, molecular function: ATP binding; cAMP-dependent protein kinase activity. Gene Ontology annotation, biological process: peptidyl-serine phosphorylation. Lineage: Eukaryota; Metazoa; Arthropoda; Insecta; Hemiptera; Aphididae.
AUGGCCGAAAGUCCUCCUUUGAAUGUUGAAUAUAAAUUUAAUACUGAUCACAAUAACAAUUGUAUAUUAGAAGAUAUAAACAAAAUUCAAGAUUACUUAGAAUGUUCAAAGAAAAAUUUCGAAGACCGCUUAAAACAACAACCAAUGGACGAAUCAUCGUUUCACGAUUUCAUAUUGCAUAAGACUAUUGGCGUGGGUGCUUUUGGACGUGUUAUGUUAGUCAACCACAAAUUGCAUCCCAAUAAAUUUUUAGCUAUGAAAAUAAUGAAAAAAGAGCAAAUCUUAAAGAGAAAUUAUUUACAACACGUAGUGAAUGAAAAACAGCUAUUAUCAAACUUACGCCAUCCGUUCAUUAUACAAAUGGAGUAUUGUGCGAAGGACAUGUGCAACCUUUAUUUUAUUAUGCCGUUUAUUGUAGGGGGAGACUUAUUCAGCUUAAUGAGCGAACGAGGCGUACUAGACGAAGUGCAUGCCAUGUUUUAUGCGGGGCAAAUGGUCUUAGCACUUGAAUACUUACAUUCGUUGGAUAUACUUUAUAGAGAUUUGAAACCAGAAAAUGUGUUGAUUGAUGAAGUUGGUUUUAUAAAAUUAACAGAUCUUGGAUUAAGCAAGCGUAUAACCUCCAAUCGAACAACUACUCUUUGUGGUACUCCGUACUACUUGGCACCCGAAAUCAUAGCAAUCAAAUCGUAUGGAAAACCGGUUGACUGGUGGGCAUUGGGCAUAAUUUUGUUUGAAAUGGUUGCUGGAACAGUGCCAUUCAAUGCCGAUAGUGAAAAAAAACUGUUCUAUAGAAUCUUGAGCGGCACUUACAAAAUGCCAAUCAAUUUUUCUCCAAACCUUUCACAUCUCGUGAAAAACCUACUACGAGUUGAUCUCUCAAAAAGAUAUGGAAACUUAUCAAAAGGAGUUAGUGAUAUUAAAUACCACCGAUGGUUUAUAAAACUAGAUUGGAUUAUGUUGUAUAAUAAGAAUAUGGUGGCUCCAUUCAUACCAACUUAUAAUAGUCCAUCAGAUACACAUAACUUCGAAGUCUAUGUAGAAGAAGACGCUACUGUUGUGUGUGCCGGAGUUGAUCAAACUUAUUUUGAUGAUUUUUGA